Messenger RNA from Elaeis guineensis (African oil palm), 3689 nucleotides. NCBI's taxonomy places the organism in Eukaryota, Viridiplantae, Streptophyta, Magnoliopsida, Arecales, Arecaceae. The record is from RefSeq and is a predicted model, not a curated record.
AUCUUCUUUUGGGUUUAAAUUGGAUUGACCCUUGGCUGGUUGAGCCAAGGGUUGGGCACCAAUUAUCUGAUUUCUAUGUGCAAGAGAAAUUUUCUCUUGGCGCGUGAAGUUUCUCCUUGAGCGCAGAUAAAUAAUCAGUGUCCCAUAGGAUGGGAUGCCUCUUCCUUGCCAUAUCUGAUUUAAUUCUAUGCAAUUUUUCAUUGGGGCGUGGUGUAUUUAGUCGGCCAUUAGUUGGAUGGUUGAAUAGAUAAGGCAUGAAAUCAGAUUUUGAAUUAAUUCUAUCUUAGCCAAACCCAUGGGACGCCUCUUCCUUGCCAUAUCUGAUUUAAUUCUAUGCAAUUUUUCAUUGGGGCAUGGUGUAUUUAGUCGGCCAUUAGUUGGAUGGUUGAAUAGAUAAGGCAUGAAAUCAGAUUUUGAAUUAAUUCUAUCUUAGCCAAACCCUGAAUGCCCACUUAUCUCAUGCGCCACAUAUUAUGAAGCAUCGAUUCUUUGAUGUUUAUCCAUAUUUGUUUCCACGGUAAAAAUAUUUGGGGCAUGGAAUAUUAUGACUAAGGGGCGCAAAGAGUCAUUCUGAGAUUGAAAUUCUCAUUGAGUCAUCGGUUCAAAUGGAUAAACAUGGAAAGAAAUCCCAUGCGCCACUUGAGAGUCCAAGUGGUUAUGGACUCUCAAGAUCAUUACACGCCUAUUUAUUUUCAACACCCAAGUCCAAUUGGCAUCCCACUUCUGGGCCUUUGGAUGGCCAUAAGGAAGAACUCUAUCUGUUGGAUAGAGUGGGAGCAGAGGUUGAAGUCACGCGACCUCUUGAAGAAACACCGGAGAAUUUUUUUCGAAGAGUCUUUCUGUGUGAAGGGACUCUUGGAUUAAUUCCCGAUUGUUUGCCACGUGGUGUUGAAUUUUCAACCCGAUGUGAGAUGCUUAGAUGGGCGUGAGAUCUUAUGGAUAGGCAUGAGAAAUCUGAUGGGAAGGGCGUGAGAUGAUUUGGUUGGUGUCCGAUCGCUAACUAUGAAUAGGUUGGCGCACUCGAGGUAUUUCAUCCAUCGGAGAAAAUUCCUAUCCCUUCUUUCUUACAACUCUCUCCCUUUUGUCCAAUUAUCCUCUUGUUUCCCUUAUUAUGACAAGUCUUAAAAUAGUAAGGACAAGUCCGAUUUUAGGACAAGGAUCCAGGAAGAGAAUUAAGAAAGACAAGGAGAAAAGAAAGGUAGGGAAAGAAAAGACUAAGAGGAGGAGAAGGAAGCUCAGGGGUUACGCUGCUUGAAGGAAUUCUUAGAGAAAGAAUUCAGAAGGAGGAACCAGUUAAGGAGCAAGAGUAUUGAUCAAGAUCCUGUGUGAAUCACCGUUGGAGGGUGAACACUUAAGCACUUGAUGGAAGUUUUGCCGAAAUUUGGAUUUAGCGAUGCAGAGACUACACUAAAGCUGGAGGCUCUAGUUGGUGAACUGGAAGAUGCCACAUUUGCUAUAAUGAGCCAUUCAAGAAAUUAUAUCCUUUUUAAUCAUUCAAAUGCAUCAAUUCCAUCUGGUAGUGGACAGAAGCAAGGAAAGCUGAUGCUUGCUAUUACAAGCAUGAAAAAUAUUGAGGAAAUCUUGGCAAGUGUUGCACGUAGAAGACCUCUAUGGAAUCAUCUAGUCAUGGCUGUUGAUUCUAGAGUAGAAAAUACAUUUUCUUUGUUGAGGCCACAAGCUCUUAUGGAUCAUCGAGCUUUACUUGCAUCUCUUGGAUGGCCUCCAGCCCUUUCGAAGUCUGGCUUAGAAUGGGAUAAAAGCUUGGAAAUUCCAAACCCCCUAGUUCUGAUGGAAGGAGAAAAGAAAGAGAUUUAUUCUCAAAGCUUUGUAGAGCUAUGUGCUUUGCAGCAUUUGCAGGCUCAACGGGAAGAAAGACUACUUGGUCUUUUAGAAAAUCAGAAGAGGCAUAAGCUAUUAAGUCAUACCAAUUUGGACAGACAAACUUGUGAUUAUAGUCUUUGGACAAUCGAUGAACUAGUGCACCCUAUUGCAUCAAGGAUGGAAUACCAUUUUUCUAGAUGGUUUAAUGAACCAAAAUUCAUUUUUGCACUUGUUUACAAAAUAACUCGUGAUUUUAUGGAUGGAAUGGACAAUGUUUUGCAGCCUUUGAUGGAUCAAGCAAGACUUGUAGGUUCUAGUGCUAGAGAAGCUUGGGUGUCAGCAAUGGGCAAAUUGCUUACCAAAUAUUUAGAAAGGCAAGUGUUUCCUCUUCUUGCUAAAACAUAUGAUGCCAGAAAUCAAACAAUGGAUGUCACUUCAUCAUGGCUUCAGUUGGUUGACCUUAUGAUUUCUUUUGAUAAGCGGAUGAAAGUUCUUGCAGCUUCAGUAACUCCACUCAUGGGGCCUCUUUCAGAGUUUGAGGAAUUUUCAAGAUCAUUGUCCAUAUUGUCAAUAUUUAAUGAACAUUCCAAUUGGCUCCAGACAUGGGCUGAGAUAGAACUCAAUGUUGCUGAUGACAAACUAAAAUCUGAGUUGGAGGAUGAGAGAAGUUGGUUCAUUGAUUUUAGAAAGCAAUCAGAAUUUUCCCAUAACAAAGAAGCUGAGUCAUUCCUUCUUUCCGCUAGAGAAGACUAUAAAGCUCCACCUAUUGUAGAUUCUGUUAUUAAAAUUGCAUGGUCUAUGAUAGAAAGGGGUCAAGCUUUACCAAGUAAACCAAUGAAAAUUCAAUUUAUCAGGUGUUCUGCAAACAUUUUCUUAAAACAUUUCUUCACCAUCUUGUUUGAACGCUGUCAAAAUAUAAAGUUCAUGGCAGCUAGUAUAGGGGAUGAUGAAUUGCUGAGAGUUGCUGGUGCAGUAAAUGCUGCCCGGUUUUGUGAAUCUGUUAUGCGUGAAUGGAGUGAGGAUGUUGUCUUCUUGGAGAUGAGUGCUGAUGAAGAUGAGCAGAAAGGAAAUUGCCAACACCCACAUGUUUCCUUUUUCGAAGAUGAGAUCAAUUAUCUGGUUGAACUGGAGAUUGAUUGUCUUGAGGGGAUUAUGUCUGCUCUUCUACUGGAAUUUGAUGCUCUUUGCUGGUGUUAUGUUCAGAACAUUGAACAGUGGGAAGAUGAAAAUAUUGAAUUCAAAAACGAGAUGUUAGAUGAAGAACUUAUGACUGUCUCACCUGGGUUUGUUGAAGCACUAGACAUGCUGAAAGACCGGAUCAACAUCUUGAAGUUAAGUCUUAAUUCCCAGGACUUUCUGGAUCUAUGGAGAAGCAUUGCUGGUGGUCUUGAUCAUUUCAUUUUCAGAAGCAUCCCUUUGAGGGAUAUUAAGUUCUCUUGUCAGGGAGUUAAUCAAUUCAGAACUGACAUGAAAACACUUUUUCUUGUUUUUAGUUCGUUUUGUGCUAGGCCUGAAGCGUUUUUUCCUUUCACAAGUGAGUCUUUGAAGCUUCUAACCAUUCAUUGUAAAGAUGCGGAUUUUCUGCUUGAAAUGGUAUCAAAGAGUGAAAGUGAAGAGGAAGAGUGCCCAAGACUCCUAGGGUUGUCCCAUGUAACCAUUAGUCAAGCCAAACUAAUCGUGAGGAAUAGGAAAUUUGUCCGUUGAUAAGUGGAGAAGAAAAGAUGGAAUUUCACUGUGGCUUUCAUGGGUUCCUAAACUAAAUCAUGUUAGUUAUCAGACUCCAAAUCUUUUCCACAUGUAAACGGAUUAAAAAUUUCAACCAUGUAGAAGUCUAUACAUUUCUUUUCCAAGUAUUCCAAUUGAUGGAA